AUGUCGUCCACUACGGCCGUCUCGACGACGGCGACCGUGACCGCGGCGACCGUGCAGGCCUUGACAACCGAAUUCAAGGCGCCUACGACGUGCUACUCGAUGCAAUUGACUCAAUUAUCGUCACCUGGAUGGGAGAUAUGGCUCAAUGAGCCGCAACCAGUGCCGGGCACCGUCUAUCCAGACUGCUACCCGACUGAGUUCAUCGAUGGUUACACCAGCAUCGCCAACGCGUCGUCUUCAAUUGCACCUAUGAUGAGCCCACUGGUGGCGCCUGAGAACUGGGUUACCGCCUAUGAGCAGGACAACGGCUACAUCGCAUUAUGCCCAAGUGGCUUUCUCAUCCACAUGAUCGAUGACCCAAUAGACACCAAUAGGCCAGCUUAUGGAGCAACAUGUUAUAGCGAUUUCACGGCAGGACAUACAGUCACAGUGAGCGGGUACGACACGCAGGGCUUCACCGGCACCAACCUCUUUAAUCCAAAGUCAACGGACCAGGCAUUCGCUCACGUGAUUGAGGGAAAGAAAUUGACCUCAUCAAUCACGGCGGCAGCCACAACUACAACUUCAGACUCUACUACAUCCACCGCGCAAACGUCUGGUGCAUCGGCCACGAGUACGAGCUCAUCAGAUUCAUCAAGCUCGUCGAGUUCAGUGAGCGGAGGUACCAUUGCCGGGGCCGUGAUCGGCUCCAUCGCUGGUGUGGCUUUGAUCGCUGCCGCCCUCUUCUUCCUUCUCCGCCGCCGAAAAGGCCCAGCCGCCUCGGCCCCGGAAGCUGGAGGACAAGGCCACAGUGCUGUCGAGAUGGGCGAAUCCAGCACAGCUCAAGGAAGUCCUUACCAGGAAAAUUACGCCUUCAAGAACGCGGCCAUCAAGGAUUAUUCGACAGCUCCAAGUCACGCUUCUGCCAUCAGCCCUACCUCGCCAUACGGCCAGAUGCACUACGGUCAAGCGAUGUCCGACGGAAACUAUGCCGAGCUUCCCGCACAUAACCUGUCCGAGCUCGAGACGCCGCCUGGACCUACAUCGGCAUCGAGGGAACUGGAUACCGGAUAUAUGGGAAGCGAGCUACAUAGCAACCACCAAAACCAUCCUCCGUCAUCUCCGCACUGA
Molecule: messenger RNA, 1110 nt
Organism: Pestalotiopsis fici W106-1
Lineage: Eukaryota; Fungi; Ascomycota; Sordariomycetes; Amphisphaeriales; Sporocadaceae
Exons: 3
Coding region: 1-1110 (369 amino acids)
Source: RefSeq, a predicted model, not a curated record